UAAAGUCAAAAAAAUUUCAACUUAUUGGUUUGGUACUUUGGUUUCAACGAACGCGGAAAUGGAGGCUCUAGUGUGUAGGAAAUUGGGUGAUCCAACAUUGGGUAAUAAUUCACCAAUCGAGGUCAGUAAAAGUGAGCCAAUUCCAGAAUUGAAAUCUCCAACAGAUGUUAGAGUCAAAGUGCAAGCAACCAGCUUGAAUUACGCAAAUUACCUCCAAAUAUUGGGUAAAUAUCAAGAUAAACCUCCCUUGCCUUUCAUCCCUGGAUCUGAUUAUUCUGGGAUUGUAGAUGCCGUGGGUUCCAAUGUUUCCAAUUUCAAAGUGGGAGAUCCUGUCUGUUCCUUUGCAGCUCUUGGUUCUUUUGCCCAGUACAUAGUUGCUGAUCAGUCUCAAUUGUUUCUAGUGCCCGAGGGCUGUGACUUGUUGGCUGCUGGCGCUCUUCCUGUUGCAUUUGGAACUUCACAUGUCGCCCUUGUUCACAGGGCUCAGUUGACCUCUACCCAGGUCUUGCUAGUUCUUGGUGCUGCUGGAGGUGUUGGCCUUUCUGCUGUACAAAUUGGCAAGGUUCGUGGGGCCACUGUUAUUGCCGUUGCUAGGGGCGCUGAAAAGAUAAAAUUUUUGAAGUCAUUGGGUGUUGAUUAUGUUGUAGACUUGAGCAAUGAGAAUGUCAUUGAAAGUGUCAAAAAGUUCCUCAAGUCGAGGAAUCUGAAAGGGGUUGAUGUUUUUUAUGAUCCUGUUGGAGGUAAGCUUACUAAAGAUUGCAUGAAGCUUUUGAAUUGGGGCGCUCAAAUCUUGAUAAUUGGCUUUGCAAGUGGGGACAUCCCUGUCAUCCCUGCUAAUAUUGCUCUAGUCAAGGUACUUGAUUCCUAAUUAUUUCUUUCAAGUUUC
This is a messenger RNA of Pistacia vera, 886 nucleotides long. RefSeq names its product quinone oxidoreductase-like protein 2 homolog. Lineage: Eukaryota; Viridiplantae; Streptophyta; Magnoliopsida; Sapindales; Anacardiaceae. The transcript is spliced from 4 exons. The coding region runs from base 59 to 868 and encodes 269 amino acids. The record is from RefSeq and is a predicted model, not a curated record. Gene Ontology annotation, molecular function: oxidoreductase activity.